ACAACCAGGCAACAGAGAAGGAUGUGAGUGGAGGCUUUCCAGGCAGGAAACCUGAAAUAAUGCAGAGAGCAGAAGGGAGGCGGUCCUCAUGAGAUGUUUGUCCUUUUAUCUGGCUGAUUUCCAGCCCCCAAAUAGCUCUUAUGUCUACUCCAAAAAUAAGAUCACAUGAAGGGGAAAAAUAAAUACCCAAGUGCUUGUCCUUUAGAGUCCUCAGUGGGCUCCCUGACGUCAUCCACACUUUGUCAGGGCCUCACCGCUGUGGCUUUUACAAUUAGCUCAGCUCCCACAGUCCGCCUUGCCGAACUGGCCCCCCACCCAGGAGCUUCAUCAGAUAUUGGCUCGGGGUGUGGUAUUACACUCAGCAUUCCUCCUGGGAGCUCUGAGUAUUUUUCCUCAUGAGCCCUAUUUACAGCUAGAGAGGGAACCUGUGAGAGAGAGGGCAAGUAGAUCACUUAGUCCCUGACCUCAGGAGGCUGAGGGUAGCGGUCUCUAUUUAAGGGAACUCCCUUCUCCAGAGCGUGAGUGGAGACUCCCUUCCUCCUGCAGCCUAGAGGCUCCUGUUCUUGAUUGUUCAGUGCUUGAUGUAGAAGCGGACCCUGAAAAGUGCGUCAGAGCCAAAGGAAGGAGAAUUCUGGGACCAGUAGCUUGCUCUGUGGCACUGGCUGGAGGAAUUCCAGCAACCUGAUGUGCAUGCCAUAGCUCGCCACCUUUCUCCACAAGGAGCUGCAAUAAGUCAGAAGUUUCUGAAGCCAGUAAAGGGUUUCUGAGGAGGCAGAAGCCUGAAGCAGCAGCAGCAGCAGCAGCAGUAGCAGCACCAGCACCCAACCUUAGCGACAAAGGGAAACUACAGAUCUUGAGGCAAAAGGGAAAAAAGCAAGGGAGUGAUCCUACCUUUUCCACUGAUUGGGGUAACAGAGAGGCAGCCCUAGUUCCUGCUUCUACAGUCUCGAAGGGGCACAUAAGCAGCUGAGGCAUGGCCGAAGGGGAGAUCACAACCUUCACAGCCCUGACUGAAAGAUUUAACCUGCCACUGGGGAAUUACAAGAAACCCAAGCUUCUCUACUGUAGCAAUGGGGGCCAUUUCUUGAGGAUCCUUCCUGAUGGCAAAGUGGAUGGGACACGGGACAGAAAUGAUCAACACAUUCAACUGCAGCUGAGCACGGAAAGUGUGGGUGAGGUGUAUAUAAAGAGCACUGAGUCUGGCCAGUAUUUGGCUAUGGACACCGAUGGACUUUUAUAUGGCUCACAGACACCCAGUGAAGAAUGCUUGUUUCUGGAGAGGUUGGAGGAGAAUCAUUACAACACCUACACAUCGAAGAAGCAUGCAGAGAAAAAUUGGUUUGUUGGUCUCAAGAAGAAUGGAAGCUGCAAAAAGGGUCCCAGGACUCACUACGGCCAGAAAGCCAUCCUGUUCCUUCCCCUCCCUGUGUCCUCUGAGUAAGGAAAUCUAAAUCAGGUGUUGGCCACUCCAGAACAAUCCCAGGAAUCUCAAACACCUCUUUCCCCCACUUCUGGAGCUCUGAAUGUCCCUUUGCCUAUUGGGUAGCCUGGCCCUGCGAUUAACAGCCACCUCUAUUUGCAAGCUAUGUGCUUUUAAAUUCCUAGUCCCUCUUAUGCAAAGCUGUUUGCGCUAGUAAAACCCGGCACAAAUGGACCAAAAUGCUGCUAGGGCCAACAGGCCAGGCUGUCCCGGGCUGUGUUUUGAUUUUCCAUUGUUAUGUGGAUCUCAGCAGCAGGACAGGCCUCUCAAAUGCAAAGGUGCAUGCAUGGGGCCAAAUGAAGUGUGUUAAGGGGCAUGCCAAAUGAGUCAUUAGUAACUGCAUACAAUUCCUCUCUGAGGGAGCAAACCCCAUCUGCUCUUUUCCCCAAACACCUGGCUCAAAGCCCUCUUCCUUUUAACACCCCACAAAUAUUAACAGAGUAACUUAUUACAAGAUUGGGGGUGGGCCACCCACAGAAAGCAGGAUCAGGGAUGCAGAACCAAGUGGAUGUGAAAGGACUGUAAAUGGGAAAGGCCAGACAAGAAUCCUCUGGAAGGGGGAGAAGGGAAUAAUUGAGAGAAAUCUUUAUGCUUCUUUAACCUUACAAGGUAUUAAGAAGAAUGUUGCUGGGAAGGCAAGAUACCAAAGAAGGGUUUUAGAUUGGGCACAAGAUGAGGCUGAUCUGAAAGAGCAGGAAAAUCAAGCACUGAUCAGUUAAGGGGAAGAUUGUAAAAAAGGGGGAAAUCUACUGUCCAGUAUCCUUCAAGCAGGAGGAGUUCAGAAAAGAGAAGGAAGGAAAAAGUAACUAUAUAAAUAGAGGAGCCUUUCACCCUUUAGGAACAGAAGUCAGAGUAUUAUAGAGCUAGAAAAGACCUUAGAGGUUAUUUAAUCUAGUCUCCAGAGGAAACCGAGGCCAAGAUCAGUUAAGUGAGUUGCCGGAGGUGACCACGUAGCUAGUAAAUAGUAGAGGCAAGAUUUGAUUUCUGGUUCCCUGACUCCAAAUCCAGUGUUCUUCCCACUACAUAGAGUCUGUAGACCCUGGUGUGUAGAGAUGUUGGGAACCUUAAUGAAUGUGAAUGAGCAGAAGAGAGCUAAGGAGCUGCAGAAUAACUCUGAGUCCUGAAAUUCCAAUGAAACUUUGCAAAGAGACCAUCUCCCUUUCAACCAGUCACCUGAAAUUGAAAACUCCUACUUUUAGGGGGUUCCCCAACCACUUCAAGGAACUGUUUAUCAUACAUAUGCCUACAUUAAAAAAAAGUGAAAGCAAGUAAUAAAACAGAAUUGUAGCAUAGGAUGUAGGGUACCAAUAUCCAGUAAUGGGUCAUUCUUCUUUCAUGAUUUCACAGAAGAGUCCAGCAGACUGUCCAACCUUAGUUUGGCUUCUCCCAGGAUCUCAUUGCCAUGGCAGCCCACUCCCAGGGUCAUGACUGCACUGACCAGGGCUGCCACCCCUGCCUGACCACCACCAACUCAGCAUAUUUGCCCCAGUUUCAAAGAUGUAACUAGGAAUUCCAGCACCCAGGGAAAGUAAAGAAUGUCUAUGUGUGGAUUGAAGGCAAUGUACAUUAUCAAUAUAAUUUGUCCCCGGACCUAAUGUGGGCAAUUUAUUCUUGUUAAAGUUACAUUGGUUCUACCGUGGGGAAAGAGAGCAUGGCCUAGAGGGACAAGACCACUAAGGUGGGAUUGGUCAAGGCAGUGAAGGAAAAGGAAUGGGAGUAGGAAUGAUUCCCAUGAACAGGGCUCUGGAGGAGGACUGUAGCAAGCACGAAGGAUGCCUCCCUCCCAAGAUGUUGGUAUUCUAGCCACUCCAUGCUAAUUGUCGUUCUGCCAGGCACAAAAAUUCCUAGUUCCUGCUCUAGAAAAAAUAUUGACUUCAAGUCCUCCACUAACGGUGAGAGAGUACCUUUUGGGCAGUAUCUAGAGGACAAAAAUGCACUCUUCACAAAGGGUACAACUCUACCAAAGGCAUAGUAUUUCCAUUAUUAUUAAUAUGCUUCUUGCUUGAAGUAAACCCUGAACCACGUGGCUAGCAGACUAGUACAAAUAUUCCUCAUCUCUGACUUACAAUACUGGUAUCUUGUUAAAUAACUUUACUAUUCCAUAUUAUUUAUUGAGAGCAUACAUUUUAAUCACAUACAUAAUCUAGAAACCACCUGCAGUUAAACCUCAUUAGUAUUCACUUAUUAAGGAUGACGGCAAUAUCAUAUGAUAGUCAAUUCUCUAGAACUCAUAUUAUGCUUACUCACAGAAGAAGAAUCUCUUUCUCUGUCUUUGGUUUCCAUUGUGCUGCUAUGAAUUCUCUAUCAGAAAAAAAGGGUAUCUUGUCUAAGACAGAGGAGAACAACAGCCCAUCUUUGAGCAAGGUCUCAUGGACCUUGAACAAAGCUUGUUUGAAGCUUCCAUCACAGGUUUUUGUGAGAGAGCUGAGCCAAUGCAAAGUGAGAAAACACCUUAGCAACAGGACUGUCACAUUCAGAUUGGAAGGAAAGCUUACAGCUCCCAGAAAAGGUGUUUAAAGUCACCGUGCUGCUGAAUAAUUCAAAUAAAGUGGCUAAGACUGUAAUUAAUGAUGCCACACUACACUCCUUUCCCUUCUGUGAUCUCCCUUUAUCCUUUCACAUCAAUUAUCCCAUUCAGUCCUUUAAUAAACCCCACCAAGGAGCUAGGAAUGAUAGUACAAUCUUGGAUAAUAUCUCUUUGCCAUUCUAUCUGUGCCAGAUUAAAUUUAUCCAAAGAGGAAAUUCAAGGGAUUUCUAAUAGUCUGUAAUGAUCUGUUGUUGAGCUUAGCUCACGAAUCAUUAAAUGCUGUUGCUAACUAAUGAGGAAAGACUGUGAUUUUAGAGGCAGACCCAGUUGCUUAUUGUCACAGAACCCAUUGUGAUGCUGCCAUUAAUCCAGUAAUUUACUUCUUUCUUGACUGUGCUCUGGACCAAAGCUACAGCUAGAAGAAGCUAGAGAAUCAAAGGACUGUGGACUAAAAGCUAGAAGUGACCACAGAAAGCCAUCUAGGUCAGCUUCUCCUAAAUGUUAUGGAUAAGAUACUGAGGCCCAGAAGGGUCAAGGGUCACAGAUUUAGAAAAUAACAUAACUGGGAUUUGCACCCAGGGCCUCAGGCUCUAGACCCAUUACUGUUUCUAUGGCACCGCUCUGCCAGUACUUGAGACUCCACCACCCUGAAGCAGAGUUUUUUCCAUAAACUGAUUCAGUUUGCUUUCAUGACUAACAAAAAUCUAUAGGGACAUGGGGUGACAACAAUUUGGGACACAGUUGCCAAGUCAUGUGACCUGGCUGCUUUGUGCCUGGGAUGACUCAUUCUGCAUUAACACCAAAUUUUGCCAUUACGAGCUCUCCCAGGGCAUGAUGCUUGUUAUAUAAGAAACAUAUUGCAGAUCUAAUCCUUUCUGUUAUGCAAAAAUUGGUGGCCUGAUUCAUUCAUUUUAUUCGGUUGACUGAGGAAAUGAAAUUGAGUACCAGAUGUCCCGUUCUCUAAAGAUCUAGCAGUUUCCAUCAGUGGAAAAAGCUCAUGUUAUCACCUAAUAUAAUGUCCCCUCCUUAGAUCUUCCAAGGGCGAGUCAGGCCAAGAGGAUAGCUUUCUAAUUACAAAAAGAAAAAUUACCCAAACCUACUGGUCUUGGGCUUGACUCCUUCUUUCCUUGCUCCAUUUGGAACUUUCUCUGGUUUAUUAUUGAGAAUGGCUCCCCUCCCAUUAUUUUUUAUUUCCCUUAUGUGUAUCCUUGUCUCUGACCUGUCUGUAACAUGUCCCUGUUUGUAAAUCCAUCCCAUGAUGUAGUAUUUUACAUUCCUGUCCUAUUUACUUGUCAAGAGCCCUUGUGUUUUCAAUUGCUUAGUAUUGUUACUUUUUUCUCCAGCCAUGGUGACAGAUGUGGCCCCUUUGGGACCAACAAUGCACAAAGCAGGUGCAAGACAGUUGACAUGGGCUAGGGUGCAGGCUGGAGCUAAAGCAGAAGCUUUCCUUUGAAUGAUGGGAAACUGACUAGUCCUCAUAAGGUAUGAAAGUGAGGGCCUGGACUCUGUACCCAGCUAAGGGGCUGUAGGUAAAGUCUAGCCAUGGAAAUGUGUGGUUCUCCUUUUUGUAUGUGUGACUCAGCACCUUACCAAAACUCAAUAAAAGUUCAAUAAUGGAAUAA
Molecule: messenger RNA, 5629 nt
Organism: Monodelphis domestica (gray short-tailed opossum)
Lineage: Eukaryota; Metazoa; Chordata; Mammalia; Didelphimorphia; Didelphidae
Gene: FGF1
Product: fibroblast growth factor 1
Molecular function (GO): growth factor activity
Source: RefSeq, a predicted model, not a curated record